UUCCUGAGACACGGGUCCUUGUUAUGCUCUCGCCGGCAUCUAAAGAGAAGACGGCUAGGGGGGGAACUUUGACAAUUAGCCGCUAGUACUUAAUUGUAUUUUUUUAUUUCAAUUUCUAAUUAUUGUGUGGCGUUUCCCAUGCAGAGAGAUGUGGUUUAUUUAUUUACUAAGCUGGCUGUCGCUGGUGAUCCAAAUAUCCUUCGUUACUCUAGCGAUCGCUGCAGGUCUCUAUUACUUGGCAGAACUUAUAGAGGAAUACACAGUGGCCACGCGCCGAAUAAUAAAGUACAUGAUAAUGUUCUCCACAGGGGUCCUGGCCUCCCUGUAUCUGUUUGAGGGCUUCCCUGCACUGAAUGUGGCCGUGGGUCUCUUCACCAACCUGGUGUAUUUUGGCCUCCUACAGACCUUCCCUUAUAUACUGCUGAGCUCGCCCAACUUUAUACUUUCCUGCGUGCUGGUGGUGGUCAACCACUACAUGGCUUUCCAAUACUUUGCAGAGGAGUACUACCCCUUCUCGGAGGUGCUGGCCUACUUCACCAUCUGCCUGUGGAUCAUCCCCUUCUCCUUCUUCGUGUCCCUGUCGGCGGGGGAGAACGUCCUUCCUUCGACCAUGCAGCAAGGAGACGAUGUGGUGUCCAACUACUUCACCAAGGGCAAGCGAGGCAAGAGGUCCAGCAUCCUGUCCAUGUUCUCCUUCCUCAAGGAGGCCGUGCUGCCCAGCCGACAGAAGAUGUACUGAGGAGGACACGU
Molecule: messenger RNA, 750 nt
Organism: Gadus chalcogrammus (walleye pollock)
Lineage: Eukaryota; Metazoa; Chordata; Actinopteri; Gadiformes; Gadidae
Gene: tex261
Product: testis expressed 261
Exons: 6
Coding region: 149-739 (196 amino acids)
Biological process (GO): endoplasmic reticulum to Golgi vesicle-mediated transport
Cellular component (GO): endoplasmic reticulum membrane; Golgi membrane; COPII-coated ER to Golgi transport vesicle
Molecular function (GO): COPII receptor activity
Source: RefSeq, a predicted model, not a curated record